CAAGAUAAGUUUUGCUCGAAAUAGCGAAAGUUGAAACUUGUGAGUCGCAGAGAAUGAUUUUGCCUGGCCAAGUUGCCCAUUUUAAUAUUCCAUUCCUGUGCAGUUCACCCACGAAAGUUUCCCAAGUCAUGCCGUCUCUAGCUAGAGACUCGGAGCUGAGAGACAGAGAGAAGAGCCAGUUGGUUGUGUUUCCCACCAAUUUAACCUUUUCCUGGGACCGUGAAAUCCUUCAACCUCUCAGCUCAAGUGGGUCAUUCUUUUAUGAGGUCCUACUCUCCCACUUGCUGGUCUUUGCUGUCUCAGCCUGUGUUACCUGCCCCUUUUUCAAACUUCCCCAAGAGACGCUUCUCUCUUUUCUAUGCGUUCUUGUUCUCUGUAUCCAAGAGUGUGAAAGCUUCCAAUUCAAGCAUCUGGAUCGUCUUGGUAAUUUGCAAGCUUUACUGGCUAUUGCUUAUGAUGGUUGUUUCGGAUUUUGGAUUUGAGAGGUUGGUUUGGGGUCACUUGUGGGGUGUAAGGGAUGUUGGAAAAAAUGAGCUUUUUGUAUUCGUUUGAACUCUACUUUUGCGGUGUAAUAGUGAUUAAGGUUUCAUGCUUGCCCAAAGACAAUGGUGAGCUUUGUGACCAGAUUUUUAUUUCUUUAGCAUUCAAAACUUCAGCUUGCUGAAUCGAAAUAUUAUGAAGAACCUUCUUAAGAAGCUUCAUAUCAUGUCCAAUCAAUCGGAAGAUGCAGAUGGAUCUACUACAUCGAAGGGCAACAAUUCUAAUGAAGGGUCCCCUGAUAGGCUUUUGCACUCUCGGUCCCAUCAUAAUCCUGAGCAUAAACCCCUUAUGGGGCUCUCGGGUUGGUUGAACUCGGUUGCUAAUAGAGGUAGUCCAAGCCCCCCGUCUUCUUCGAAUGUGUCAAGGGGAGAAAAAAUGGAACCGUCUGAUUUGGCUAGCCCUGGUGAGUUAGAAGCUGUUUUGGAUGGAGCGAGGCCUGAUUCCGGUUCAAGUAACUCGAGGGAUCCUGAUAUAGAGGAAGAGUAUCAGAUACAACUGGCUUUGGAACUAAGUGCCAGGGAGGAUCCUGAGGCAGUUCAGAUCGAGGCUGUAAAGCAGAUAAGUUUGGGCUCUUGUGCCAUUGAUAAUACUCCGGCUGAAGUUGUCGCCUAUCGAUACUGGAAUUACAAUUCACUUAGUUAUGAUGACAAGAUCCUGGAUGGAUUCUAUGACCUGUAUGGAGUUAUGGCUGAAUCAACCUCAGAAAGAAUGCCUUCCUUAGUUGAUCUGCAAGGAACACCAGUGUCAGACAGAGUCACCUGGGAAGCAGUUUUGGUCAAUAGGGCUGCUGAUGCUAAUUUGUUGAAGCUUGAGCAGAGGGCUCUAGAGCUAGCUGUCAAAUCAAGGUCCAAUUCUCUCGUUUUUGUAGGUAGUAAUUUGGUGAGAAAGCUUGCUAUUUUAGUUGCUGACUAUAUGGGUGGACCAGUUGGGGAUCCUGAAAGCAUGUUGAGAGCAUGGCAAAGUCUUAUUUACAGUUUGAAAGCAACCCUCGGUAGCAUGGUUUUGCCACUUGGUUCUCUAACAAUUGGAUUGGCUCGUCACCGUGCAUUGUUGUUCAAGGUUUUGGCGGAUAGCGUGGGUUUGCCGUGCCGGUUGGUGAAAGGACAGCAAUACACGGGUUCUGAUGACGUGGCUAUGAACUUUGUAAAGAUCGAUGAUGAAAGGGAGUACAUUGUUGAUUUAAUGGCAGAUCCUGGCACACUCAUUCCAUCUGAUACAGCUGGGUCACAUAUAGAAUAUGGUGAAUCUUUCUAUCCUGCAAGUCCUUUGUCCAGAGACAUUGACUUCUCUUAUAUGGCCUCUUCAAGCAGUGGGAUUGGGAGUUCAUUGGAAGAACAGUCAGACUUUGGGACAUCGGACAAGAGGUCUAGGUUCAGCAAUUCAGUUGCUUUAGUAAAGGAAACUGAGGACACAGGUGAUUUAACUUCUUCUGCAAAUAUAAUCAGCCCAACUAAAAGUGAGGAAGAGCACAAGUCAUCUCCCGAUGAUUUUAUAUCUCCCUCCAAUUUAGAGAAAGUGCCAGUGCAGGAGAAUCCUGGCAAGUCUAGUCAUUCUUACAUUCGUGCAAGAUCUCCUUCUUGGACUGAAGGUGUUAGCUCCCCUGCAGUACGUAGAAUGAAAGUAAAAGAUGUUUCACAAUACAUGAUCGAUGCUGCCAAAGAGAAUCCACAAUUGGCUCAGAAACUUCAUGAUGUGCUACUUGAGAGUGGUGUUGUUGCUCCUCCGAACUUGUUUACUGAAAUCUAUCAGGAGCAGUUAGAUGUGUUGGCAGUUGAGGCAAAGUCUCCGACUAAAGAUAAGGAUGACAAUAAGCAGGGGAGUGGAAACCAAGGAUUCAAAGGUCAAGAAGAUCUUGGUCCUGCUUACUUUUUGCCUCCUUUGCCUCCCCACAGAGUGCACUCUAAAGCACAUAUUUCCUCUGGUCAUCUGGAUACGGGGGAAGUAACUUCGAGCCCUAUCCCAUCACAAUCUGAAGCAGCUCAUGUGAAAUAUACAAAAAAUGUACCUGUUGCUGCUGCUGCAGCAGCAGCAGCAGCUGUUGUUGCAUCAUCAAUGGUAGUUGCUGCAGCAAAGUCAAGCAUUGAGUCCAAUCUUGAACUUCCUGUAGCAGCUGCUGCCACUGCUACUGCUGCAGCUGUGGUAGCAACAUCUGCAGCUGUUAGCAAGCAGUAUGAGCAGGUUGCAAGAAGUGAUGGAGAUGCAGAUGUUGCUCGUUAUGAUCCAUGUGGUUAUGGUGACCGGCAUAAUGAUCAAUCUGGAGCCAUUUUAGAAGGCGAGAGAAUAUCGGAUGGAUCAGCAGGUAAUGAUAGCACCAAAUCUGAUAGUGCAUUGGAUGAAGUUGCUGAAUGCGAGAUUUCAUGGGAGGAAAUCACGUUGGGUGAGCGUAUCGGACUUGGAUCAUAUGGAGAGGUAUAUCGUGGAGACUGGCACGGAACUGAAGUGGCUGUGAAGAGGUUUCUAGACCAAGAUAUUUAUGGUCAAGCACUUGAGGAAUUCAAAAGUGAGGUCUUGUUAAUGAAAAGACUCAGGCAUCCCAAUGUUGUGCUCUUCAUGGGAGCGGUAACCCGUCCCCCAAAUCUUUCAAUUGUCACUGAAUUUCUUCCCAGAGGUAGUUUGUAUAGGCUGAUUCACCGGCCUAACAAUCAAUUAGAUGAAAGAAGGCGCUUGAGGAUGGCCCUUGAUACUGCACGGGGAAUGAAUUAUUUGCACAACUGCUCUCCCGUAAUAGUACACCGUGACUUGAAAUCUCCAAAUCUCCUUGUUGAUAAAAAUUGGGUUGUGAAGGUUUGCGAUUUUGGGUUAUCACGGAUGAAAAAUAGCACAUAUCUUUCUUCAAGGUCAACUGCAGGAACGGCUGAGUGGAUGGCCCCAGAAGUGCUAAGAAAUGAACCUGCCAAUGAAAAGUGUGACGUUUAUAGUUUUGGGGUCAUAUUGUGGGAGCUCUCUACGUUGCAACAACCAUGGGGGGGAAUGAACCCAAUGCAAGUUGUUGGUGCAGUUGGAUUUCAACAUCGGCGUCUUGACAUUCCAAAUGAUAUGGAUCCUACCAUUGCGGAUAUUAUUCAGAAAUGCUGGCAGACAGAUCCAAAGUUGAGACCCACGUUUGCUGAGAUCAUGGCUGCUCUGAAGCCGUUGCAGAAGCCAAUAACUGGUUCUCAAGUUUCCAGACCAACUGCAUCCGUAGGCAGCAGCCGCUAGAAGGCCCAGCCAUCACAAGUUGCUGAAGGCUAGGCUGGCCAGAAGAACAAGUAUACAACCUUUCACUCUGUUCAUUGGAAUGCAAAAAUAUGGGAUCAAGUUCUAGGUAGCCUAGGACUGUGGGACAUGAGCGAGUGAUUGGCUGGAAAUCAUGACCCCAAAACUCAAUCUAAUUGGAGAUUGUGAUUCUUUUUCCUCGACUCCUUUUUUUCUUUUGGUAUUCUUCAUGGUGCAGCUAUCCUCAAGGUUGUGUAUUGUUUUUUCUUUUCUGGGCAAGUGCAAGGUUGUGUAUUUGUUUGUAGAAAUCAACUGAAAAGUAAUCAAUGCGUGAAAUUUUUGCCGUA
This is a messenger RNA of Carya illinoinensis, 4082 nucleotides long. RefSeq names its product probable serine/threonine-protein kinase SIS8. Gene Ontology annotation, molecular function: protein kinase activity; ATP binding. Gene Ontology annotation, biological process: protein phosphorylation. The record is from RefSeq and is a predicted model, not a curated record. Bases 676 to 3738 code for a protein of 1020 amino acids. Lineage: Eukaryota; Viridiplantae; Streptophyta; Magnoliopsida; Fagales; Juglandaceae. The transcript has 14 exons.